AUGGACCCCAACCUCAGACCGCAGGUCUCGCGGCCGGCAUCUGCCUCGAUUCCUCCACAAGGCCCUCCGCCAUUGUCGCAUCUUCACCAGUAUCAGGUUCACUCGCCUUACCAAGUCCCGCAGCCCCAUACGCUUCCUCCACUACAACACCCCCAGAGCCAUUCUCCAAUGCCUUCAUAUCUCGGUCAGCCAUUCCGAAAUGAUAUGCCCAGGUAUCCAGUCACGUCUGCUCAUGAUGUCUACGCAGCCUCGACGGCGCCAAUGGCCUCACACGCACCCGUGAACAGCCUGCCACCGGCCUCAUUCUUGGGCCAGCACCAGCAGCAGCAGCAGUUCCCUUCGCAUGGCCUGCUACCGCCCACCACCGGUCCUCAGGCAUAUCCUCAACCUAUCGCGCCAGCUCCACCACGCGACAGGCGACACGAGUACGGUAUGCCCGGUGGCCCUUUCACUGGCGCAGAGGACAAGGGCCCAAUGUGGACGACAGCUGAUGGAAUGCCACCAACUACCGCUGCAUUUGCCCCCAAGGACGCUCCACGUACUCAGGUUGUCGGCUCCCAGGGACGACGGGGGAUUCUCCCCAGCGUUCCAGGACGGGCUGCCAUCACGAACGGCGUCAAUGGUACCGCCAAGGGAACCGCGAUCCCGGCCAAGGAUGCGGACGGCAAAUUCCCUUGCCCACACUGCAACAAAACAUACCUCCACGCAAAGCAUCUCAAGCGACAUCUGUUGCGCCACACCGGUGACCGUCCCUACAUGUGUGUUCUCUGCAAAGACACGUUCUCGCGAAGCGACAUUCUCAAGCGUCAUUUCCAAAAAUGCUCUCUCCGACGAGGCAAUCCAACCGGAAUUAGUCACUUGUCUCACCCUCAUGCUCAUCUCAAGAAGGCUCAGGCGGCGGGGGUUGUGCCUAAACCGGUUCAGGGUGAUGUUAGUAGCCCCAUCUCACUUCCCAAUGGUAUUGGCGGUACUACGUUUGGUGAAGCGCCCGUGAAUGGGCAUGGGGUUACAAUGGCUCCUAGCCAUCAACCCCGCUUCGCAGAACAUCAGUCAUUCGGUUAUCCUAUGCCCGCUCAUGCGUCAGUGGUACAAAGUGGCAGCAACGGCCUGACCCGUGGUCCCUCAGACCAUCAGGUCGCCGCCGGUGCUGCUGCCCACUACCCUCCGCAUCAGCAGCAGCAUCAGAGAACCUGGAUGGCUGAUCCCAAACACAACUCUUCGUCGUUCCUUAUGCAGUCUGGAACUGACUCUGUUGGCCAGCCAACCAGUAUUGCUCUUCCUCCGAUCGAUGCUAAGAUUCCUUCCGAUAACAAACAGGCUCCUCCCCAACAUCAGCAACAACCACAGCACCCACAACACCCGCAGCAGCAGCAGAAUAUUGACUGGACGACUGUCCUGCAGCCGGGUUCGCAUGAAAAUUACAUGCCCGCACCUGUCUAUCCUACGUCCAUGACACCCGUUAACGACGGAAUGCAUGCUCACGUCGACGCCGACCGCAAGUACUAUCCUGCCACCACUACCGGGCAGCAAGAAAACGGUGGCCUGAACGGACUCUACCUUGCAUCUACGAGUUUAAGCGGAGACGGUGGGAACCGUUCAGCCAGCUAG
This is a messenger RNA of Arthroderma uncinatum, 1608 nucleotides long. Its product is annotated as RfeC. The record is from RefSeq and is a predicted model, not a curated record. The transcript is spliced from 3 exons. Gene Ontology annotation, molecular function: RNA polymerase II cis-regulatory region sequence-specific DNA binding; DNA-binding transcription factor activity, RNA polymerase II-specific. NCBI's taxonomy places the organism in Eukaryota, Fungi, Ascomycota, Eurotiomycetes, Onygenales, Arthrodermataceae. Bases 1 to 1608 code for a protein of 535 amino acids. Gene Ontology annotation, biological process: regulation of transcription by RNA polymerase II. Gene Ontology annotation, cellular component: chromatin.